This is a messenger RNA of Cavenderia fasciculata, 3360 nucleotides long. RefSeq lists its product as uncharacterized. Gene Ontology annotation, cellular component: nucleus. Gene Ontology annotation, molecular function: phosphatidate phosphatase activity. Lineage: Eukaryota; Evosea; Eumycetozoa; Acytosteliales; Cavenderiaceae. The record is from RefSeq and is a predicted model, not a curated record. The transcript has 4 exons. The coding region runs from base 1 to 3360 and encodes 1119 amino acids. Gene Ontology annotation, biological process: triglyceride biosynthetic process; fatty acid catabolic process.
AUGGAAAAUUCAACUUUUUGUGAUGAAUCAUCACAUCUUGUUGUCCCAACAACAAUUGCAAUUGCAUUAAUCAUCGUUGUCGUUUUUUUAAUAUAUACAUAUGUAAAAGUUAAGGAGUACUUUGAUGAAAUUUACAACGGCAGUGUCGGAUGUCGGAUGAAUUAUGUUGAAAAGUUUGUUGAUGGAGUUCAUUAUGUAUUCAAUUUAAAUGCAGCUACACUUAGUGGUGCGAUUGAUAUAUUGGUGAUUCCUCAGCCCGAUGGAACACUCAAGUGUACACCAUUUCAUGUACGUUUUGGUAAGCUGCAGUUGAUUAGCAGCUCGGAAAAGGUGGUUCAAAUCUAUGUCAAUCAGAAAAAGGCAGACUUGCAAAUGAAGCUUGGUCACGCUGGCGAGGCAUUCUUUGUCGAGGAGACUGAAGACCCAGUACCCUCCAUCCUCGCCACUUCCCCCAUCACAUCACCCAAGCCUGGCAGAAUCAUCAAACAAUCGACCGAAGAGUUGGUACCCGAAUUUACAAGCACUAGAAUCAUGACUCGACCAAUCAUUAAACCAACUCCAACUACUCCGGCAGCUGUCGUUACCACUACGACGACUGCCACGACUGUUCCCGCAACUCCAACAGAGAAACCAGUAGUAUUAACAGAUGCCAUUCAAGAAAUGAUUAUUGCUCAACAUAAACAAUCUCAAAGUCAAGAUAAAGAUAAAUCAAAGCCAACCACAACAACUGGUUUCAAACCUAUUACUACUGCUACAACAACAACUUCACCUACAACCCCAACUAAAAAGAAUCAAGUUGAUCCAAAAAGAACAUCAUCACCAAUUUAUUUUGAAGGAUCAGAGGAUAUUACAAUGGAUUCACCACUGAAUAGCUUUAUUAUUAAUUGUGAAGCUGAACAACUUUCACCUCCACAACCACAGGAUAGUCAAUCACCAGUAGGUAGUCUGUCACCUCCAAAACCAAUGGAAAUGCUUCCAAAUCCAUCGGCAUCUGCCAUUGCAUCAGAGGGAUCGUCGACAUCAGACACUGAAUCUGAACCAAAAGUUGGAUUUUGGAGAUGGGGUGGUUUACCAAUAUUUAGAAGAAACAAACAACCUGCUUCUAGCGCUAUUGUCGCACCAACUACAGCUACAGUAGCUACUUUACCAAAUACAACUGGACCUUCAUCACCUUCAACAACUACAACUACAACCAUGACAACUACUACAUUAACUACUAGUACAACAACUACAUCUGCUGCUUCUUCUUCGUUGCCAUCUCAAUUGCCAUCAUCAUUAUCAUCUUCAUCAUUGACAGGUUCAACCAAAUCUGCAUCAGCAACUGUAAAUCAAUCAAAGUUAUCAGACAACUUUGAUCAAGACUCUAGUAGUGGUAUUAGUGGUACCUCUUUAUCAACUCCAACUAGUCCACAACAACAACAAGAAAUUGUACUUGAAUCAUCAUCUACAAUACUUACAACUAGUACAAGUAGUACUAAUAAUAUUCCAGUAGUUGGAAUGACGACGACAAGUGAAACAAGUGAUAGUGACCAAGCAUCAAAUAGUAGUAGUAAUGAAGACACUGCUACCAUUUCUGGUGAUGGAUCAUCAUGGAGUAGAAUGGGAUUCUUGACGAAAAUGUUUAACAAAAAGGAAGCAGAACCCUCCUUUUUGGUCAAAUCAAUGGAUAGUCCACCACCAUCGAUUAUGGACUCUGAAACCAAAGCAUACAACAGUACUGACCAAUCUAUAAUAGAUUCAAGCAACAUCACCACCCUUCACAUUAACAACACCAACAUUAGAAAUAGUGAAGGUGAAAGUGGAAUAUUUUUAUUAGAUGAAGAUGAAGAAGAAGAGGAAUCUAGAAUUAAAGAAUUAAAUGAUGAUCAAGAUAACAACAAAUCAACAACAACAACAAUAGUAGUAGACAAUAAUAAUGAUAAUAAUAGUAAUAAUAAUGUAAAUAACCAAUCUCCUCAAGAGUCAUCUCAUAUUUAUGAUGUUAGUGCAGAUAAAAGUUUUGCAGCUAUUGUAAAAGAGAAUCUAAAUGGUAAAUCUACUUUGGAAAGAUCACCGUCACCAUUGGUACAAUUAGAUGAACAUGAAUUCCCCUCUUUGAAUAUGAAUGGAAAUCAUCAUAAUAAUCAUAUGAUUCCCAUACCAACACCAAAUAAUACACCAUCAAACUCAACAUUGGCAAAUGUAACCUAUUCAUCAUCACCAAACUCAUCAUUUGCAUCCAAAGCAAAUCAUCAUAAUCAUAUUGAACAUUUGGCAAUGAAACAAAAACAAACCACUGGAAAUAGUCGUCCUUCAUCUCCUGUCCCUUUGACUGCAACUACAACUACUACAACUACAACAAAUGCAGCAGCUGUUACUAGUACUUCAAAUGCUACAUCUGCAACCUCUGCAGUAGCAAUAACAACAACUAUUACAUCACCAUUGACAAAAGAGGAAACUGAAAGUUUACCAAUUGUUAAACUUUCACUUUGUGGUCACUUGAUUUUAGAUAGAAGUCUUCAAUCGGAUUGGCCAGAAGAAAGAGAGAAAUUCUUUAAUGAACAUAUUGUCACUUUUGAGCAGUUGUGCAAUGAUGCUGGUAUCUUUAAAAACCCACAUUUGGUGGCCAAGAUUGGUGUAGAGUUUUAUCCAUGGUCGGUUGCCGGUCACAUCAUCAUGACUCAAAUUGUGUUUAACCGAUCUCUUCCCAAAGAGUCGAUCGAAUGUCUCGUCACCAAAGACAAGGAUGAACGUCAAAUCACCAAACCAACCACCGCUGGCAGCAAACAAUCUUGGAAGAGUUGGUUGAGUUGGAAAUCAACUACUACCUCUGCCACCCAACAACCAGGUAUUGUUGUCAGUGGUGCAGUAGUAGACACCAACAAUAAGAUUCCUACUACAGCAGGAACUACAUCUCCACCAAUUGGAUCGAUUAAUCCAACUACCAAUACCGAUGUAAUCGUUACACAAAAGGGAUCGAGUGGAUAUAUAAAGAAAUCACUCAGACCAACCUCUGAUCAAUUAAAGGCGUUGGGAUUGCAAAAGGGUGCCAAUCGAAUUACAUUUGUCGUGUCGAGUACACUCCAAGGCACAAGAGAGGUGUCUGCAUCUGUCUACUUUUGGGACAAUACCUCCAAGAUUGUCAUUUCCGACAUUGAUGGAACCAUCACCAAGUCGGAUGCACUCGGCCAGGUUCUUCCUCUGAUUGGAAAGGAUUGGUCGCAUUUGGGUGUCGCCGAACUCUACUCUAAUAUCAAGGAAAAUGGUUAUAAUAUCAUGUAUCUUACUAGUCGUGCAAUUGGCCAAGCAGGUCUUACACGUACCUAUAUUUCAUCAGUUAAACAAAGUUCAUCUUCAAAUUUUACAAUUGCAACAAAAUAA